GCCUCCCUUAAGAACUGUACACUUCCAGCUGUCACCAAGGGUAACUCAGACCAGGCUUAGAAACCACUUCACUCAACUCAGCAGCACUUUUUUCUACUAGAGUAUGUAUCACUCCAGCCGUCCUCUCUAAAUACUAGAGCUGCUGGAUUUCAUGUCAGUAGGAAGAAUAAAACAUUGCCAAAAUUAAAAUCUGUUAGAAUUAAUCUGUAGAAUGUUACAUUAUUUAAAGGGGGAAGUUUCAGUAAGUUUUGAAAUCAAAGAAGAAUGAAGUCAUAAUUUUUUAGCCAAAUUAGUUGGCAUCUUUAUCUGCAGGAGAAGGAACAUUGGUAAACACUCAUUUCAGGAAUCGUGACUAGGAAAAACAUUUAAGUGUUUUAGAGGAAUAAAUGCUUUACAUGCAAGCACAGGAUCUGCACAUACCUGUGUGGUUCUGGAGUCUGGUGAAGACCAUUUUACGUGACUGCCAAGGGCAGGAAAUGCCCUGGUGAUCCUCCAGCCACAGCUGAACUGCUAGCACCAUGGCUACUACACAAAGAAAAGGCAGUGGUCACCUGAUCAACACUUUGCCCACCUGUGCACUGAAGCUGCAGGAGGACUGGCGACAGCAAGAAAAAUCUGUCAUUGCUCAGCCAAUAUUUAUUUUUGAAAAACAACGCCAAAGGUUUAAGAGGCCUGCAGAAGAUAUCUUAAAUGAAGCAGAAAAAUAUGAAUGUAAUGGUUUUUCAAGAAAGCGUGCACGGUCUUCAUCUUUCACUUUGCACAAUACAGAGUCUCAGUCCCAAGGAGUGUCAACCUUGUCUCAGAAGCGAAUGAGAUCUUCAUCCUUCACUGACCUCCCAACCUUCCCUCCUUCUGGGCCAGUGAAUAAAAACAAUGUUUUUAUGACACCAACUCUUGUGCAGAGGAAUGUUUAUAUGAACAAUGCAGAACCAGGUCCUGUAAAACAUUCUGAACAUGUUUUAAGACCUGCUAUUUUACAGCCACCUCAAGCUCAAAGCUGUGAAAAAGUAAGAAAAACAUUUGGGUACAAUGCAUUGGAACCCUGCAAGAUUAAAGAAAAGACAAAUAACAAGAUUUCUGAGGGGAACACUUAUUUGCUAAAUGAACAUUUACCAAGUACCAGAGUAACAGUCCAGCUCUGUACUACCCAAAAUUUUUUAGGUGGGACAUCAGUAGGAUGUCAACCCAAUGAAGAUAAGUAUCCUUUUAAAAGCUGCAGUUCCAAUUUUGUUUUUGGAGAAAAAAAAAAAUUUGAUACUCAAAAACUCAUACAACCUCAACUUGAAAAUGAUUCACAUGCCAAGGAAAAACCGUUCAAAUCCAUUCUAAAAUUUCCUAUCAACUCUCCAAAUUCAAGAACAGACUCUAGGAAAAACACAUCCUUAAUUGAAUCUGCUGCUGCUUUCUCUUCCCAACCACCACAGAAAUUUUUGCUGGAGAAAGUUGAUGUUAUAACAGGGGAGGAAGCAGAAUAUAAUGUGUUAAAGAUCAACUGCAAGCUCUUUAUAUUCAACAAAACAACACAAUCCUGGAUUGAAAGGGGCAGAGGGACUUUGCGACUGAACGACAUAGCAAGCAGCAGCUGUGGAACGCUACAGUCAAGACUAAUUAUGCGCAACCAAGGCAGUUUGAGGCUGAUCCUCAAUAGCAAACUCUGGGCACAAAUGAAGAUUCAAAGAGCAAACCACAAAAAUAUACAAAUAACAGCUACUGACUUAGAGGACUAUAGCAUCAAAGUGUUUUUAAUUCAGGCCAGUGCCAAAGAUACAGGGUAUCUGCAUGCAGCAAUACAUCAUCGUCUUGUGGCACUUAGAAGCUUCAAUAAGCAAAAAGAUGUCAAUCAGGCUGAAAGCCAAUCAGAAACAGUCCUCCAACAAUUAAACUGCGAAAGCUGUGAUGAGGAUGAGGAUGAGGAUGAUUUCACCCAAGCCACUAAAAAUGGAGCAGAUCCUUCUAGGUGGACCCACAGACAGUCGGUUGCCUGUUCAUAAGCAAUACCUACUACAAAUGUGACAAUAUCUACAAAAAGAUUGGUUGCCCUACUGAAAAUACUAAACCAUCCCAACUAAGUGAGAAGAUCCUAUUCAUUCCUGGGAGAGUUUUUCUAGAAAAGUUUAAGAAAUAUUAAUUUGUUGCAAUUAAACUUUUUCUCUUAUGUUUUA
Tupaia belangeri chinensis (Chinese tree shrew) is the source of this 2162-nucleotide messenger RNA. RefSeq names its product RAN binding protein 3 like (gene RANBP3L). Lineage: Eukaryota; Metazoa; Chordata; Mammalia; Scandentia; Tupaiidae. The record is from RefSeq and is a predicted model, not a curated record. The transcript has 15 exons. Gene Ontology annotation, biological process: protein export from nucleus. The coding region runs from base 519 to 1991 and encodes 490 amino acids.